UCGCACAGUGUUUCCCUCACAUUGCACAGUGAAACCCUUCGUUCUACAGUACGUGGCCAGACAUUUGGAUCUAGUAGAAAUGGCACUGAGCCACAAAGAGUUUGAGAGAGCAGGGAAGUCUGCUGGACUCCAAGUCUGGAGGAUUGAAAACAUGAAGUUGGUACUGGUAUCUGAGUCUCUCCAUGGUAACUUCUAUGUGGGUGAUGCGUAUCUCAUUCUCCAUACAGUCAAGCAGAGGGACAGCUAUUUCUAUGACCUGCACUUCUGGCUUGGUAAGGAGUGCAGUCAGGAUGAGAGCACUUCUGCAGCCAUAUUCACUGUGCAGAUGGAUGACUACCUGGGCGGAAAACCUGUUCAGUACAGAGAACUUCAGGGGGCAGAGUCCACCACCUUCACCAGUUACUUUAAGGGAGGAAUCAAGUACAAGGCAGGAGGUGUGGCUACAGGAUUCAAUCAUGUGAUCACCAAUGAUCUGACAGCAGAGAGGCUCCUCCACAUUAAGGGGAGACGGGUGGUGAGGGCCACCGAGGUGCCGCUCACAUGGACCAGUUUCAACAAUGGAGACUGCUUCAUUGUGGACCUAGGGGCAGUGAUAUAUCAGUGGUGUGGCAGCAACUGUAACAAGUAUGAGAGGUUGAAGGCAGCACAAGUUGCGACCAGUAUCCGUGACAAUGAGCGUAAUGGGAGAGCCAAGCUCAUUGUGGUGGAGGAAGACAUGGAACCGAAAGGCAUGAUAAAGGUCCUGGGUGAAAAGCCAGACCUCCCUGAUGGGGAUAAUGAGGACGAUGCCAUUGCAGAUAUAUCCAAUCGUAAAAUGGCCAAACUUUACAUGGUAUCAGAUGCAACAGGGGACAUGCAGGUGUCUGUGGUCUCUGAGGAGAACCCCUUCUGUCAAAGCCUUCUCCUGUCUGACGAGUGCUUCAUUCUGGAUCACGGGAAGAGCAGGAUGAUAUUCGUAUGGAAAGGCAGGAAUGCGAACAAGAGUGAGAGGAAGGAAGCAAUGAAAACAGCUGAAGGCUUCAUAAGACAGAUGGGCUACCCACAGAACACCCAGAUUCAAGUUCUUCCACAGGGAGGUGAAACUCCAAUCUUCAAACAGUUCUUCUGGAACUGGAAGGAUAAAGAGCAAAGUGAGGGAUUUGGGAAAGUGUUUGUAACAGAGAGAAUUGCUCGGAUCCAGCAAUUACCAUUCGAUGCUUCCAAACUCCAUGAAUCCCAGCACAUGGCAGCUCAAUACAACAUGGUGGAUGAUGGGAGAGGAGACACACAGAUCUGGAGAGUGGAAAACGGUGACAGAGUUGAAGUUGACCCGGAAACACAUGGCCAGUUCUACGGUGGAGACUGUUACAUCAUUUUGUACACGUAUGCCAAAGGGACAAUCAUCUACACCUGGCAGGGCUCCAAUGCCUCCCUGGAUGAGAUCACCACUUCUGCCUUCCUGACUGUACAGUUGGACCGAUCCUUAGGGGGUCAUGCAGUGCAUGUCAGAGUGACUCAGGGCAAGGAGCCCUCUCAUUUUCUGAGCCUGUUCAAAGCCAAGCCUCUGAUCGUGUUCAGGAAUGGAACAUCCCGGAAAGGGGGGCAGCAUUCCCCACCUCCCACGCGCCUCUUCCAAGUGCGCCGCAACCUACCUACAAUAACACGCAUCGCAGAGGUACAGGUUGAGGCUCAAAGUCUGAACUCCAAUGAUGUUUACCUGCUGAAGCUAGCACAGGGGACAGGGUACAUCUGGGUGGGCAAGGGGGCAAGUGAGGAGGAGGAGGAGGGUGCUGAAUAUAUCAGUGAACAGCUACACUGCCAGGCCAGCAGGAUCACAGAGGGACAGGAACCAGCUGACUUCUGGGCAGCAUUAGGUGGGAAGAAAGAAUAUCAGACAUCACAGCAGCUGGAGAGACAAAAAAUCACUCAUGCCCCACGCCUGUUUGGCUGCUCAAACAAGUCAGGGAGGUUCACUAUUGAAGAAGUGCCAGGAGAAUUCACCCAGGAUGAUUUAGCUGAAGAUGACGUAAUGCUGCUUGACGUCUGGGAUCAGGUGUUUGUAUGGAUUGGAAUAGACGCCAAUGAAGUUGAGCGAACGGAAUCCCUGAAAUCAGCAAAAAUGUACAUUGAGACGGAUCCAGCAGGACGGGAUAAGGACACCCUGCUGGUCACUGUGAAACAGGGGCACGAGCCGCCCACAUUCACAGGAUGGUUUUUAGGCUGGGACGCAUCACGAUGGGGCCCUGACCCUGUUGCCAAGGAGUCAUCACAUAUUGCAUGAAAGCCAAGGCAUUCCAAUUUUACAUUUUAUUCAUAACUAGUUUGUAAGUGUUGAAAUGUUUGCUUUUAUACUUUGCAUAAUUAUGUAUUACUGUAUUUGCACCUUUAUAACUUUUAUGUUUUGCCAAGAAUAUAUGCUCACUUUAGAAACCACCCACUUUUCUUAUUACAAACCAGUGUAUCAUGAAACUAGACUGUUAAAAUGUUUCAGAAGAAAUUGCGUUUGCAUGUGAAUACACUGUUCGUGGUCUUUAACAUUUGACAAUUAUCUUUUGUUAUGUUUUGCUGGGGAUGAUAGUGUAUUACUGAUCAUGUAUUAAAAAGGAUAAAAUGU
Conger conger (European conger) is the source of this 2593-nucleotide messenger RNA. It is a transcript of the gene scin, whose product is annotated as scinderin. The record is from RefSeq and is a predicted model, not a curated record. Gene Ontology annotation, cellular component: cytoplasm; actin cytoskeleton. The coding region runs from base 80 to 2260 and encodes 726 amino acids. Gene Ontology annotation, biological process: actin filament severing; actin polymerization or depolymerization; barbed-end actin filament capping. The transcript has 16 exons. NCBI's taxonomy places the organism in Eukaryota, Metazoa, Chordata, Actinopteri, Anguilliformes, Congridae. Gene Ontology annotation, molecular function: actin filament binding; phosphatidylinositol-4,5-bisphosphate binding.